Danio aesculapii is the source of this 12702-nucleotide messenger RNA. RefSeq names its product calcium channel, voltage-dependent, P/Q type, alpha 1A subunit, a (gene cacna1aa). Lineage: Eukaryota; Metazoa; Chordata; Actinopteri; Cypriniformes; Danionidae. Bases 1199 to 8233 code for a protein of 2344 amino acids. The transcript is spliced from 48 exons. Gene Ontology annotation, cellular component: membrane; neuronal cell body; voltage-gated calcium channel complex. Gene Ontology annotation, molecular function: high voltage-gated calcium channel activity. The record is from RefSeq and is a predicted model, not a curated record. Gene Ontology annotation, biological process: calcium ion import across plasma membrane; chemical synaptic transmission.
GAGCCCCCACCCCACGUUCGUCCUCAACAGCCUCCUCCCCCUCUUUUUUCCUCAGGGGCGCUUGACGGAGAGUAACGAGGCUAACAGACAGCUCAACAUUGGCAGAAAUAAGGAAUAGAGGGAUCCGAGUGUUCUUACGAUCGGAUUGCCCUCACUCGGAGAAGAUGAGAAGAUCGCACGCGGCCCAGAGUCCAAUGCAGGGGAGCGAGAGCGACUAUGGGAACCCGGAGAUGUCGCCAAUGUCCCCGCGCGAUUGAUGCUUCUGCUUUCUGUCACUGUGCGUCCCUUCAUUGGAUUUUAUGACGCUUGGAUUGGUUCUUUUUGCACUGAGAUGUCAGUAAUGGCUCUGGCGAAAAGGAUGACACCUUGCCAGUAAGCACAGAAAAAAAUCAGUCGAUACUUGUGAUGAUCUAUUUUUGCAUUCGAAUAAAUUACCUGUGUGGUAAAAAGGAAGAAAACAGAAUUAACAUCGGGUUUCUAUCUGUAGCUGAGCCGCAAAUACAUGCGAGUAAACGUGAGCGCGAGGUGACCGAAGGCAGAUUAUAGCUACACCGUGCCAAAUAUUGCGGAUGUUGCGAAAUAAAUAAAUAAUAUUUUUUUUAAAUCGUGUUUUUUUCUUCUGAUUUAAAUAGAUGUUGACACUACACUCAUCGGAAUGUACAGUUAAACGGAACUCAAAUGAUUGAUUUAAAUUGUUUAAUUUUUGCUCACUUGGUUAUCACACCUAGAUCGUACAAAUGAUUGUAGCUAUGAUCAUUACAACCUGAUUUUUCAAGGAAAAGCACAGGAGAGAGACAGUUCUAGAAAAAACAAGGAUGGAGGCACAGAAAACGAGAGAUUUACUCAAGAACUGCACGGCAGUGGAAAUAUGUUGAUUUUGGACAUAAAAUGAGGUGAUGAUGAUGGACCAUUUUGUGUGUUGAAUUGGACAACGAACCUGUGAACUGCCCGUUUUUUAUUUUUAUUUUUUUGGUUACAUUUUGUUUGUCUUUCGUUCGGUUUAUUUUUGCUUUUCCUAAAAUUGAACCAUCAGCUCCUGAAGCCCAACGUCACAUUUAAAAGCCAUGAAGACAAAUGUGUACUCCAGUUAUACACGUAUUAAGUUUUGAAGCAGAUGGGAUGUAAUGUGGUGUGGUCGCGUUGAAUAUUCGCCCCUUUUUUUCCUGCUUCGUGAAGACUGGCAUUUGGUGUCGAUAGAAUGGCUCGGUUCGGAGAUGAGGUGCCGUCCAGGUAUGGCGGAGGACCGGGACACGCUCAAGGGGGCCCCGGCCGCGGCGGCAGCAGGCAGGGCGGCCCGCCGGGGACUCAGCAAAGAAUGUACAAGCAGUCAAUGGCCCAGCGAGCCAGAACUAUGGCCCUGUACAACCCUAUACCGGUGCGACAAAACUGCUUUACUGUCAACCGAUCUCUGUUUAUCUUCAGUGAGGACAACUUCGUGAGAAAAUACGCCAAAAAGAUCACCGAAUGGCCUCCAUUUGAGUACAUGAUCCUGGCAACUAUCAUUGCUAACUGCAUCGUCCUGGCCCUGGAACAGCACCUUCCAGACGGGGACAAGACACCUAUGUCAGAGCGUUUGGAGGACACAGAACCCUACUUCAUUGGCAUUUUCUGUUUCGAGUCAGGCAUUAAGAUAUUGGCUCUGGGCUUUGCCUUCCACAAGGGCUCCUACCUACGAAACGGUUGGAAUGUCAUGGACUUUGUAGUGGUGCUUACUGGAAUCCUUUCCACCGUGGGCUCAGACUUUGACCUGAGAACUCUGCGUGCUGUUCGAGUGUUGAGACCUCUCAAACUUGUGUCUGGGAUUCCCAGCUUACAGGUUGUGCUGAAAUCCAUCAUGAAGGCCAUGAUCCCUCUGCUUCAGAUCGGUCUGCUGCUCUUCUUUGCCAUCCUCAUGUUCGCCAUCAUUGGUCUGGAGUUCUACAUGGGCAAAUUUCACACCACUUGCUUUGAUAAGAUCACCGAUGAGAUCCGGGAGGAGUUUCCUUGUGGGGAGGAGGUUCCCGCUCGAAUAUGUCCUAAUGGAACCAUAUGCAAAAAGUACUGGCUUGGACCGAACUAUGGUAUUACUCAGUUUGACAACAUCCUGUUUGCCGUCCUCACAGUCUUUCAGUGCAUCACCAUGGAGGGCUGGACUGAUCUGCUGUACUAUAGCAAUGAUGCUGCAGGGAGUGCAUGGAACUGGAUGUACUUCAUCCCGCUCAUCAUCAUUGGCUCUUUCUUCAUGCUCAAUCUUGUGCUGGGUGUGCUGUCAGGGGAGUUUGCCAAAGAAAGGGAGCGUGUGGAGAACAGGAGCGAGUUCCUAAAGCUGAAGCGUCAGCAGCAGAUAGAGAGAGAGCUGAACGGAUAUCUGGAGUGGAUCUGCAAAGCAGAAGAAGUGAUUCUGGCUGACGAGGACAAUGACCCAGAUGACCGAAUGCCCUUUGAUGGCUCGAGGAGGAGGCCCACCAUUAAGAAGAGUAAAACAGACCUGCUGGAUGCAGAGGAUGGAGAUGGAGAUAUAGGUUCUCCAUUUGCACGGGGCAGUCUGAAAAGCUCCAAAUUGGAGGGCUCUUCCUUCCAUAAAAAGGAGCGUCGGCUGAGAUUCUUCAUUAGGCGUAUUGUGAAGACUCAAGCGUUCUACUGGACUGUUCUGUGUCUGGUGGGACUCAACACACUGUGUGUGGCUGUGGUUCAUUACGACCAGCCCGAAACGCUCUCCGACUUCCUUUACUUUGCUGAGUUCAUCUUUCUGGGCAUCUUUAUGUCAGAGAUGUGUAUUAAGAUGUAUGGACUGGGCACCAGACCUUAUUUUCACUCCUCCUUCAACUGUUUUGACUGCAUUGUCAUUUGUGGCAGCAUUUUCGAGGUGCUCUGGGCUAUGAUCCAGCCAGGAACCUCAUUUGGGAUCAGUGUGUUACGAGCUCUCAGGUUACUGAGGAUCUUCAAAGUGACCAAGUAUUGGGCGUCUCUGAGGAACCUGGUGGUGUCUUUGCUAAAUUCCAUGAAGUCCAUUAUCAGUUUACUCUUCCUCCUUUUCCUCUUCAUUGUGGUCUUUGCUUUGCUGGGGAUGCAGCUGUUUGGGGGACAGUUUAAUUUUGAAGCCGGCACACCACCAACGAACUUUGAUACUUUUCCUGCAGCAAUAAUGACAGUGUUUCAGAUCCUGACCGGUGAAGACUGGAACAUGGUCAUGUAUGAUGGGAUCGAGUCUCAGGGUGGAGUCAAAAAGGGCAUGGUCUUCUCAGUCUUCUUCAUCGUUCUUACGCUCUUCGGCAACUACACACUGCUCAAUGUGUUUUUGGCCAUCGCUGUGGAUAACCUGGCCAAUGCACAAGAGCUGACCAAGGAUGAACAGGAGGAAGAACAGGCAGCCAAUAAGAAAAUGGCUCUUCAGACGGCCAAGGAAGUAGCUGAGGUCAGCCCUCUGUCUGCAGCAAACCUCUCUAUCGCAGCUAAGGAGCAGCAGAAGAACCACAAAGGUUGUAAGUCGGUAUGGGAGCAGCGCACUAGUGAGUUAAGACGACAGACCCUCGUGAACAGCAGAGAGGCUCUUUAUAAUGAGUUGGACCCUGAAGACCGUUGGAAGGUCUCAUACUCCCGUCACAUACGUCCUGACAUGAAGACUCACCUGGACCGACCGUUAGUCGUGGACCCUCAGGAGAACCGCAAUAACAACACUAACAAAACCCGUCCGGGUGACGGCCAACCUCAGCAUUCCCAUCAGCUCCUGCACAAACAGCCCAACUUUAAUGAGGCCGAGAGUGGAGGAGGUGGAGGGUCUGAGUCCUGGCCCGCACUGGAAAGAGGAGACUCCACAGGGUCUCGCCGCAGUCUUUUGGGCUCUGAGCACUAUGGGGAGGGUAGAGAGUCCCACCGCAGACACCAGCACAGCCAGCACUGCAGUCAGGCCCGUCAGCAUCGCAGAGCUGCAGAGGAUGGUGGAGAGACCGGAGGGAGGAGACACAGGAGUAAGGCCAAAGAAAGAGGACCUGAGUGUGAGCAUUCAGAUGGAGGAGAGCGGAAACACAGACGACAUCGCCAUGAGGGUGAAGGGAAGAAAGAAAGAGGGGUGCGACAUCGUAACAGGAGGGAUGGCCAUGCAAGUGGGCCAACUCUCUCCACAACCCGUCCCAUUCAGAAGACUCUAUCCAGGCAGGACAGUCAGUACAGUGAAGACCUGGACAAUGCCAUGAACAACAAACUUGCUACCCAGCCACAUGAUAGUCUGCUCAAUCUGGCCAACACUGCCCACUCUGCCGGCCUGGCACAUACUGGCACCGAGAGCAGCCUCAUCCUCACCAACCCUUCCUCUACCAUUGCUAAUGUUACUAGCACCGGUCACCUUGGUAUGAAUCCUGAGUACACUGCCGUGGACAUUCCUCCCAUGUUCCCCUCCAGUAAUGCCAUCCUACAGGUCAAUAAGAACGCCAACACUGAGCCUCUGCCAAAGAAGGAAGACACAAAGGGUGACGAUGAUGAUGAUGAGAAAGAUGACGGAGGACCUAAGCCCAUGCCACCCUACACCUCAAUGUUCAUUCUGACCACCACCAACCCAUUUCGGAGAUUGUGUCACUAUAUUGUCACACUGAGAUAUUUUGAGAUGUGUAUUCUACUGGUUAUUGCUAUGAGCAGUAUUGCCCUGGCUGCUGAAGACCCCGUCUGGCCUGAAUCUCCCCGCAACAAUGUCCUACGAUACUUUGACUAUGUGUUCACUGGUGUGUUCACAUUUGAGAUGCUAAUUAAGAUGGUAGAUUUAGGUCUUGUUCUGCAUCAAGGCUCAUAUUUCCGUGACCUGUGGAACAUCCUGGACUUUAUUGUGGUUAGUGGUGCCCUGGUGGCGUUCGCCUUCACAGGAAACAGCAAAGGGAAAGACAUCAGUACUAUCAAGUCCCUGCGUGUGCUCCGAGUACUGCGGCCGCUGAAAACCAUCAAACGUCUGCCAAAGCUGAAGGCUGUCUUUGACUGUGUGGUGAACUCUCUGAAGAAUGUGUUGAACAUCCUCAUCGUCUACAUGCUCUUCAUGUUCAUCUUCGCUGUGGUGGCUGUGCAGCUCUUUAAGGGACGUUUCUUUUACUGCACUGAUGAAUCCAAGGAGUUUGAGCGCGACUGCAGGGGCGAAUAUCUGGUCUAUGAAAGAGAUAACGAAGUGAGGGCACAGAAGCGGGAAUGGAAGAAAUACGAUUUCCACUACGACAACGUGCUCUGGGCCCUUCUCACCCUCUUCACCGUAUCUACGGGAGAGGGGUGGCCGCAGGUGCUAAAACAUUCAGUGGAUGCGACCUACGAGAAUCAGGGCCCGAGCCCAGGUUACCGGAUGGAAAUGUCCAUCUUUUACGUGGUGUACUUCGUGGUCUUCCCCUUCUUCUUCGUCAACAUCUUCGUGGCUCUUAUCAUCAUUACUUUCCAGGAGCAAGGAGACAAAAUGAUGGAGGACUAUAGCCUGGAAAAGAAUGAGAGAGCCUGCAUAGACUUUGCCAUCAAUGCUAAGCCGCUCACACGGCACAUGCCCCAGAACAAGCAGACCUUCCAGUACCGUAUGUGGGAGUUUGUGGUGUCUCCUCCAUUUGAAUACACCAUCAUGGCCUUGAUCGCGCUCAACACUAUUGUCCUUAUGAUGAAGUAUGAUGGAGCAUCGCUUACUUAUGAAGAUGUGCUAAAAUACCUGAACAUAGUGUUCACCUCUCUAUUCUCCAUGGAGUGCAUAUUGAAGAUCAUAGCCUUUGGAGCACUGAACUACUUCAAAGAUGCCUGGAACAUCUUCGACUGUGUGACUGUACUUGGCAGCAUCACUGAUAUUUUAGUCACAGAGCUGGGGAACAACUUCAUAAAUCUGAGUUUUCUAAGGCUCUUCAGAGCUGCUCGUCUCAUUAAGUUGCUCAGGCAGGGUGAGACCAUACGCAUCCUGCUCUGGACUUUUGUCCAGUCUUUCAAGGCUCUGCCGUAUGUGUGCCUACUCAUCGCCAUGCUGUUCUUCAUCUACGCCAUCAUUGGCAUGCAGCUGUUCGGGAACAUUGAGAUCGAGGAGAACACUGACAGUGCCAUUACCCAGCACAACAACUUCAGGACUUUUUUCCAGGCCCUAAUGCUGCUCUUUAGGAGUGCUACAGGUGAGGCAUGGCAUGACAUCAUGCUGUCAUGUCUAGGAAAGAAGCCGUGCGAUAUUCUCUCUGGUAACAAGGAGGCAGAAUGCGGGAGCGAGUUUGCCUACCUCUAUUUUGUCUCCUUCAUCUUCCUCUGUUCAUUUCUGAUGCUGAAUCUGUUUGUGGCUGUGAUCAUGGAUAAUUUUGAGUACCUGACACGUGACUCCUCUAUCCUGGGACCCCAUCACCUGGACGAGUAUGUGAGGAUCUGGGCAGAAUAUGAUCCUGCUGCUUGCGGGCGCAUUCAUUAUAAGGAUAUGUACAGUUUAUUGCGAGUUAUCGACCCCCCUCUGGGCUUAGGCAAGAAAUGUCCUCAUAGGGUGGCCUGCAAGAGACUGUUGCGGAUGGAUCUGCCGGUUGCUGAUGACAACACAGUGCACUUUAAUUCUACCCUUAUGGCCUUAAUCCGAACCGCUCUGGACAUCAAGAUCGCCAAGGGAGGUGUAGAUAAACACCAGAUGGAUGCUGAAUUAAGGAAGGAGAUGAUGGCGAUAUGGCCUAAUCUCUCUCAGAAGAACCUGGACCUGCUGGUGACUCCUCACAAGUCGACAGACCUGACAGUAGGAAAGAUCUACGCUGCCAUGAUGAUCAUGGAGUAUUAUCGGCAAAGUAAAGCCAAACGGACACAAGCUCUCCAUGAUGAGCAGAAUCGAACGCCAUUAAUGUUUCAGCGUCUGGAGCCGCCAUCUCCAAGCCAGGAUGUGGGACCAGGACUCACUGGCCUUCCUGACACACAAAUGCACCCUGCAAAUCAUCUGCCUGUUGAUGAAAGGAUACCGGAGAGCCAAUCAUGGGUAACGGCGCGAGCACAGGAGAUAUCUCAAAAAGCAGGCAACUGGAGUCCAGAAGGCCAACAUCCAGAUGACACCACAGACAACAGAAGGCAGUCUCAGACAGUAGAGAUGAGAGAGAUGGGGCGGGACGGGUACUCGGACACAGAGCAAUAUCUGCCGAUGGAAGGCCAUGGCAGGGCUGCUUCCAUGCCUCGACUCCCAGCAGACAACCAACAGCCACGGAGGAAAGGGCGUCACCGGGGAGAAAAUCUCACUCCCAUCACAGAUAACAGUCCUAUGAAGCGCUCGGCUUCAUCUUUGGGACACGGGCGUGCAGGACGCUCCAUGCGAGGUGAGGAUUAUGCCAUGGAGAGGGUUAUCCCAGAAGAGGGUCACAGGCAUGGGCAUCGCCACCGAGACCGUAGUCACCGGGCGUCAGAACGCUCCCUGAGCCGAUACACUGAUGCUGACACAGGUCUUGGUACUGACCUCAGCACAACUACACAGUCAGGAGACCUGCCAUCCAAGGAGAGAGACCGUGGCCGAGCCAAAGACCGCAAGCACCAUCAUCAUCACCAUCACCACCACGGCUCUUUAGAUAAGGAGCACUACAGUCAUGAGAGAGACAGAGGAGAUUACGGCCACAGACAGUCCAGAGAGAGAGACCGCCGCUGGUCCCGCUCACCCAGUGAGGGCAGAGAGUGUCUGACUCACAGACAGGGCAGUAGUUCAGUAAGCGGCAGUCCAGUCCCGUCCACCUCCGGGACCAGCACCCCCCGCCGUGGCCGCCGUCAGCUCCCUCAAACCCCUGCUACACCCCGGCCACAUGUCACCUACUCACCCGUGGUCCGUAAGCCCAUCAGCAGUACACCCCCUCCUGGCCAGCAAAGCCGACUCCCUACCCCAACCUCCCGGCGCUUCAGUCCGCCUGGCCCCGAGCCCCCGCUUCCCCCUCACCACCACCCGUCACCACCCCACCACGGCUCUCCCCGCUCCGGCCGACAUGCACACUGGGGCCCCGAGCCUGCAGAGAGCGUGGAGGGCGACGGCUUCUAUGAUGACCAAGACUAUGAGUUCAAUCACCACGAGCCUCCGUCCUACGAGCAAAGCCCUGUGCAGGGCAACCCUCACCCCCAUUCCCCUAGGACUUCCCGCCACAACACCCCUCCUCAGGGCCAAGCGCACCCACGGCGCAUGCCAAACGGCUACCGCUCGUCUUCGCCCUCUCCGCACCACCACGCGCCCGCUCACCCUGGAACUCAUAAACCUCCUCAUCCCAGAGGGCCCAGAAAGGGCCUCCAUGAACCCUACAGUGAGACUGACGAGGAUGACUGGUGCUAGCCUCUGGGACGGGGAGGGCCGAGUCCUUGCGCUUUCUGGAAUGGACAACUGGUGAAACAGUGGCCCAUCUGUCCAGGGAAACACACGGCAGUGUGCUGAAUGUCCACAGGGGAAAUCAAGGCAUGAUUCCUUUCUUUCUAUUUCUCGUUUCUUUUACGAUUCCUCUGCUGCCGAGUGUUUCCCUGAAAGCUGACAGUGAACAUUUAAGCCUGGCGAAUAUGAAAUCUUGUUCUUAGCCUUUUUUUCCUGAAGAAUACAAACAGUUUUUUUGAUAAGGAGGAGGAAUGUCUGAACUUUUCUUUUUCCAGGACAUUUCACGCAGUCCCUCCAGAAAUGAGACGCUAUGAACACUUUAGCACUCAUUUAAAGAAACAACAACAGCAACAAAAAAAAGAUGAAUCACUUUUUAUUUGACAGAACUUGACUGGAGAUUCGUUUAUUGCAAAAAUCAGUCCAGAUGCUGGGAAAUAUUGAUGAGUUUUAUCAUCUGUGUUUACUGUUAUUAAUAAUCCCAGUGAAAGGGGGUGCGGGUAAGUUGGGUGGGAGCUGGAUCUGGGCGGAGGUGAACUCUCACCUGAACUAAAAUUAGUUAAGCCCACCCUGCACUUCAGACCCCCAAACGCAAGAAAAGAAACGUACACACAAACACAGAGACACACACAUACACACACACACACACACAAAAAAAUCUAAUAGGAGAGAAAAAAGUGAAAAAGCUCCUCACUCUUUCUUCUACGGCUUCGUCUUCUGCUUCUCAUUGGAAACAUUGGAGUUUGAAUCUUCUGUUGCACUGCCCAGCUUUGUUUGAACUCCUAGAAAAUAAAUCCCUUGGAAAUCCUGCAUGAUUGAAAAAAAAGAAAAGAAAACAAAAAAAAAAAACAAGUUUAAAAAAAAUACACAAAGAAACUUUGAGUAAAAUGGGGGAAGGGGGGAUCGAUUCCUUGGCUCUUUUGUCAUGUCCGUGUCGUUUUCUCUCUCUUUCUCAUCAAAGUCUCCUCCCUCUCUCUCUCUUUCAUGGCUCUCUGUGAUCCCUCUCUCCUCAAGAGGAGAAGAAGCCAUUGCUAACACUCAAACUACUAGCAAUUGGGUGACCAGAGAGAUGUCUGCAAGGUUUUAUACCAGAUUUGGUGCCAAAUACCACAUACAGUAAAACGUUAUGAAUGGAAAAUAAAUGGAUAGCACAAUUGCUUUUAAGCUUAAGACAUUUUAUAACCUUUUAUUUCACUGUAUAGUUGAUUAGCUCACUUGCACAAGAAUGCAGAUGUAGUAGCACAUAAAGCAAGCAAAGGACAUGCAAUUUUCCUUUCCACCACUGAAACAACAUGCUCUUCCAGUCUUCCAGGGUAAAUGCAGAGAGAGAGAGAGAGAGAGAGAGAGAUAGUCGAGGGGAGAAAGGAGAGAGAGAACCGCUCCAUCUUUACAUAUGAUUUCAUGUUGAUAAUGACAAUGUGUGUGUAUAGAGAUGAUCACAUAAAUGCUGAUAAUUAAUGAUGAUGGUGAAGAUAAUUAUGAUGAUGAUGAUGAUUUUGAUUUCGUUUUCUACCUGUUUUGUAUUUGACUCAGCUGCUCUUUGUAUUGCCAUACUUGUUUUCAUGUGAGUUUUGUGUAGAUGGUGUGUGGAGCUCUGUGAUAGUGAUCAUUAUGGGCCAUGACAGAAACCCAUCUGACCUUCAGUCCACGUCCUCCACUUGGGCUGUUUCCAUGACACAUCAGUGAGAGUUAAUGACAGUUCGAAGCAUGCAUCUGAUCUCGAGUCUCUGUAACUGUGAACACUUUUUAUCAAGAAGGAAAAAAAAAAGCGAAGUAAAAAGAAAGUAGAGGAAGAGCCAACUAGUUAUCGACCAUGUAAGUGUGAUAUAAACGUCUAUAAUGUCUAAACAAUAUAAGCUGACAAGGAUUAAUUAGGUUAAGUUUUAUAGAUAUUUUUGAAAUAUUUUCUCUAUUUUCUGUUAUUUAGUACCUUCCUUUUAAAAUAAUUUCAAAUAUUUUUAUUGAUUUACAUUAUUUUUGUAAUUAUCUAUUUAUAAUUUUUUGUAUACCUUUAAACCAGUGGGUUUCAACCAGCAGGGCAGAAGCCCAAAAAUUAUUAAAUAAUACUUAUUAUAAAGACAAAACAAUAAUAAUAUAUUAUAAUAAUCUGAGAAUGGAAUUACAGAAUAAGUUGCUGUCUAUUCAUUUAAUUUAAGGCAAGGCACUGCAGCCAAAAACACCUAUCAGUUUAAAGAUUGUCUUUUUUCAGUCUAAUGUAAAAAAAACAUCCAAAAUACACCUCUAGGGUGUUUAACUAUUUAAUUACAAUGCAUAUUCGAAAAUUCUUUUUUUCAUCACAAUUUGUUGAGGCAUAAAUCUCCACUUCAGUAGCUUUUAUACACCCCAGACCUCACAUUUCUAUUCAUAUCUGUAUUGAUAAUGUUUUUACAGAGGGAAGUGUUCUUUUCUGGCUGUUUGCAGCAUUUACUGAAUCAUGAGACAUAGAAAUGACAUUCCCCAAAAACCACCGAGUCAAAAUAUGAUUAAAACAAAAACUAUUUUGAGUUUUAAAUUUGAGCUGAUGCAUUUUUUGUGCAAAAUGAGCAAAUCAGCACAUAUUUAACGAACUAAUGCAUCAUUUGCAUAUUUAAAACAUUUUUAAAAACUUGUAAAACAAAGUGUAUACGCUUAAUGCAAUCAAUCAGCUGGGGAAGUAUGGUGAUAACUAUUAGUUUUACCUUAUUCACCUGCAGUGUCUUGACUUAAAAUAUCACAACUACCCCUUUAAAAAUAAAAGAUAGAAAACAAGCAGCUUUGUCGUAAAUGACAGCAGAAAUGGCAUAAAUAUCUCAGCCUAUGCCAGGCCUAAAAGUCCUGAAGAAAUUUGAAUGGCGAGAAGGUAACUGAGCUCCACUACCUCUACUUGACCAGCAGAUGGCGCUGUGAUCCACACUGCUCGGCAGCCAGUGAUUUCUCUGGCUCCGUCAGUCUCACCUUUUUCUGUUCCAUGUUUUUAUGUCAAUGACCUGUACACUGAGAGUAGUACUAUGUGUCUGUCACCGAUGGUGCACCGUUCUGUGUUCAGGAAAUGUAACACAGCCAAUCAAACUGCACAGAAACAUGUAACACCGCCAAUCAAAUUGCAUGGGUGAAAACAAUGACCGGGCCUUUUCUGCCAAAAACCUGUCUGUUGUGUCCCACUGAUCUUUGUGUCUCUUCUGCCCAUGUUAUCCAUCGUCAUCUCGGCCUUCUUUUACAAGGCAGAAUGACUCCGCAUACACAAGACACGCUGCCGAAAGAGUCCAACUUUGCAGCAUGCGCAAAUGAAACAAUGUAUGUAGCAUUUACUAACAUAUUAUCAUUCACAACCCCACUUGAGCGAGUCCUGUAUGUAGCAUUACUGAUAAAACUGGUAAGUCUGUGGCUUUACUUGGAGAUUAGUGUGUCCACGACUAGCGAGUAUAUGUGUCCCCUUGUUAUUACUUAAUUUAGUUUGAGAACUGCAUUCUUAGGGAUGUAUUACUGAGAUUUAUCAGUGCCUUAAUUCAGUCUUAUUUAGUAUUUAUGUCCUCAAUAGCAGUUUAAAAGAGUUUCUUUUGGGUUCUUUUAUCCACAGUUGGCAGUUAGCUUGAAAGAUUUACUUUUUACACGGACAGAAUCUAAAUAUGCAAUAUGAAGCCGUUUUAAGUUGGAAGAUGCAUAGAGGGGAAUGAUAUCGCUACACUAAAAAAACGGGUUGUUUCAGCUCAAAUUGGAGUAAAAUAUGGACAAACGCACUGAAAUAUUGGAAAUGUAAUUUGGGUUGGGUUUUCCAUAACUCAAAUGUGGUCUGAAAACAACCAACAUUUUUAGAGUGUGUCUCAAAAAUCACCUUGUGAAUGAUCUCAAUCUCAUUUGCAUGCAGGAUGUUCUCUCAACUUCAGUCUAUGUGUGUGUGCGUGAAGCUGUAAGAGAAAACACAUGCCGUAGGUUGGUUAGAACAUUGACAUUUCUCAUUGUCUGUCAUAAAUCAUUAUUACUAACAACCUCUGGUCAUAUUUGGCAAAAACAAAUGCCUAUUUAAAGAACAACGCCAAUGUGGGAGCCACACUGUAAAAAGAUUCAACUUAAAAAAUAAGCAAGUUUUUGUCACAAAUUAAAAAAAAAAAAAGAUGUAGAGAAGCAUUUACCUCGAGAACUGCAUGUGCAAUGUGCAUGCCACAGCGUUUGAUAAAAAGUCAGCUGCAGGAAUUAAAAAAAUGUUUUGUAGAAAAAAAAACACAAGUACAGAUAAAUCUUUUUUAAAGUAAUAUAUUCCUUUAUGCUCUAUUUUUUAAAACUAACAAAAAAAACAUGUUCUGGGGAGGAAAAUCACUUUGAAAGUUGUUUUUCUUUCUUUUUUUCUUUCUGUUUCUAGCUGUUUUUUUCUUCUUCUUCUUCUGCCAACUAGACAGAGAGACACUUCAACACUAUGUUCAGGGCACGUCAAUAUGACUACUGUCACAAAAAAGAAAGAAAUA